Molecule: messenger RNA, 3301 nt
Organism: Chenopodium quinoa (quinoa)
Lineage: Eukaryota; Viridiplantae; Streptophyta; Magnoliopsida; Caryophyllales; Amaranthaceae
Product: pentatricopeptide repeat-containing protein At3g09040, mitochondrial-like
Exons: 1
Coding region: 344-3268 (974 amino acids)
Biological process (GO): RNA modification
Molecular function (GO): protein binding; RNA binding
Source: RefSeq, a predicted model, not a curated record
UCGGUGUCAUUUAUGUCAAUUUAGUUAUUUUUGUAGCAAGUUGGUGUGAAAGAUUCAAAGUGAUUUGUAGCAAGUUGGUGUAAAAAAUUUAAAGUGUUACAAAGUACAAGUUAGUGUCAAUAGUUGCAAAACACCACAAAGUUGGCGUUAAAAAGAGUAAUUUUGCUAAGAGGUCACGUCCGGUAUGCGCUGCGCCGGAAACUAAGAGCUGUACUCUGCUUGUCAUUUGUCAAUAAGUUCUUAAAUCCUUCAAAACAAGCAAUCAUCAAAGUUCUAAUUUUGUUUCAGAAAUGUUUAACCAUGAUUAAAGCACUGAACUUUGGCUUCUUAUUUUUCAACAAAAAUGUACAAGAAAAACUCCCAAUUUAUACGUUACUUCUGCAAAUUCACACCAAAAUUUCCAACCCCACAUCAAAUUACACAUGGGGUUUAUGACCAUCUUCUGAAACUAUGCUUGGAACAAUGUGGGAAAAUCAAGGCACGCCAAGUGUUCGACGAAAUGCCUCAGAGAAUAUCCCAAGCUUUUAAUGCUUGUAAAGUUAUCCAUGCUAGUACCUUGAAGUUGGGUUUUGGGUUAAAUGGGCAGUUGGGGAAUGCAAUUCUGGAUUUGUAUGCUAAAUGUGGUAAUGCAGGAUAUGCCAACAGGGUUUUUGAGAGGUUGGAGAUGAGGGAUGUGCAAGGGUGGAAUUCAAUCAUGUCAUUGUAUUUGAGAAGUGGGUUGUUAGAUAGAGUUGUGGAGUUAUUUGGGUCAAUGAGGACUUCGGGUGUCGUGCCGAAUCCUUUUACUUAUGCUAUUGUGCUGUCUGGUUGUGCCAGGAUGAUGCUGAUUGAAUUUGGGAAGCAGGUACAUUGUGAUGUUAUUAAGAUGGGUUAUCUGUGUCAUACCUUUUGUGAAGGUUCUUUGACUGAUAUGUAUGUUAAAUGCAAUUCUUUAGGUGAUGCUAGGCGAAUGUUUGAUCACUUGUGCAGUCCGAGUUUGGUUUCGUGGACUGCGAUGAUUACAGCGUAUGUUCAGAUGAGAUUACUUGAUGAGGCACUUAAAGUGUUUGAGUGUAUGCAAAGUUUAGGUUGUGUUCCUGAUGAUGUGGUAUUUGUGACCGUGAUUAGUGCAUUUGUUAAUAAUGGUAGGCUGGAUAAGGCAAGGGAUUUGCUUACCCGGAUGCCUUUUCCAAACACUAUAGCUUGGAAUGUUAUGAUUUCUGGUUAUGCAAAAAGUGGAAAUGAGGCAGAAGCUAUAAAUCUCUUCCUAAACAUGAGGAAAGCCGGUGUGCCAUCUUCUCGUUCCACUUUAGGAAGUGUUCUAAGUGCCAUUGCUAGCUUGAAGUGUCUUAAUGUAGGCCUACCAGUUCAUGCCCAGGCAAUUAAGCAAGGGCUUGAUCAUAAUGUUUUCGUGGGAAGCUCUUUGUUAAAUAUGUAUGCCAAAUGCCAUAAGCCAGAGUCUGCAAGGCAAGUCUUUGAUUACUUGGACCAGAGAAACAUUGUGCUGUGGAAUGCAAUGCUUGGGGGCUACGUACAGAACGGGUUUGUGAAUGAGGUGGUUGAAUUGUUCCUGGAUAUGAAUGGUGGUGGUUUGCAGGUUGAUGCAUUUACUUAUACCAGCAUUUUGAGUGCAUGUGGUUGCUUGAAGUGGCUGGAUUUUGGAAGCCAAUUGCAUGCUGUGAUAAUUAAGACCAACUAUGAGUCUAACUUAUUUGUAGGCAAUGCAUUGGUUGAUAUGUAUGCUAAAUCAGGCAGUUUAGCUGAAGCAAGGCAGCUUUUUGAGACUAUAGAGGGUAGGGAUAACGUUUCUUGGAAUGCAAUCAUUGUUGGGUAUGUCCAGGUGGAAGAGGAGAAUGAGGCUUUUGGCCUGUUUCGGAGAAUGAUGUCUGAUGGUAUGGCGGCUGAUGAAGUUGCUUUGGCCAGUCUACUCAGUGCUUUUGCUAAUUUAAAAAAUCUUGCCCAAGGAAAAGCGUUACAUUCUUUAUCAGUGAAACAUGGUUUAGCAACUAGCCUUUAUGCAGGAAGCUCACUUAUUGAUAUGUAUGUCAAGUGUGGGGUGACUGAGACUGCAUGCGAGGUAUUUUAUAGGAUGCAUAAUUGGAGUGUAAUCUCUAUGAAUGCUUUGAUUGCUGGAUUUUCUCAGGACAAUCUGGAGGAGGCAGUAAAAAUCUAUAAGCUUAUGCUGGCUGAAGGACUAUGUCCUUCUGAAAUCACUUUUGCUAAUCUUUUAGAUGCAUGUCAUGGUCCUUGCGGAUUUAAUUUAGGGAGGCAAAUCCACUGCCUCUUGCUAAAGAAAGGGAUCUUGUAUGACGAGGGAUUCUUGGGUAUAUCUCUAUUGGGCAUGUACAUGGAUUCCAAUAGCAAUGCAGAUGCAGGCAAACUAUUCUUGGAAUUUCCAGAGCAAAAGAGUGCAGUACUAUGGACAUCUAUGAUCUCUGGUUUAAGUCAAAAUGAUUGCCAUAAGGAGGCUUUGGAGCUUUAUAGAGGAAUGCGUUGCCAAAAUGUUUUGCCUGAUCAAGCAACAUUUGCUAGCAUUCUCAAAGUAUGCUCCUUUUUAACUUCAUAUAAGGAUGGUACUGAGAUCCACUCCUUUGCUUUUCGGUCUGGCUUCAAUUCAGACAUGUUAGUGGGCUGUGCUCUUAUAGACAUGUAUGCCAAAUGCGGAGAUGUAAGAAGUUCUGUAAAGGUUUUUGAGGAGGUUGGCUGUAAAUGGGAUAUUAUUCUGUGGAAUUCAAUCAUUGUAGGAUUAGCUAAAAAUGGUUAUGUAGAAGAUGUACUAAAGAUAUUUGGUGAAUUAUUGCAGUCACAUGUAUAUCCUGAUGAGGUGACGUUCCUUGGUGUCCUUAGUGCUUGUAGUCACGGAGGCAAAUUAAGUGAAGGCCGUCAUAUCUAUAAUCUGAUGGUUAACCAGUGCGGUAUUCAGCCAAGACACGAUCACUGUGCCUGUAUGAUUGACCUAUUUGGUCGAUGGGGGUUUCUUGAGGAGGCAGAGAACUUUAUUGAAGAGCUGGAGUUUGAACCUGAUGCUAAGAUUUGGGCUUCAUUUUUAAAUGCUUGCAAGUUACAUGGAGAUGAUGCAAGGGGUAGGAAAGCAGCAGAAAAACUGAUUAAUCUGGACCCUCAUAAUUCUUCAGCAUACAUUUUGCUUUCAAGUAUACAUGCUUCCUCAGGUAAUUGGAGUGAGGUUGACUCUUUGAGAAGGAAAAUGAAAGAAAAGGGUGUCUCAAAGUUUCCUGGAUCUAGCUGGAUUGAUAGUAUGGAGGAGAAAGUUGUUCAUAGCUCGCAAUGAUAUAUUGAUGAUGUUUGAGGCUGCUUUUUUCAA